AUGACCCUGCAAGUUCCAAAAGAGCAGCGAAUUUUCAUGCAUGCGUCUGGACGGCCAUCUUCUGUCCUGCUUCAGUGCACCUCCGACACGGUGGUCACGGCGGAUAUGUACUGCAAGCAUCCAUUAAGCGUGCGGCUGACACGCUGGUCCCCCGAUCCUCGACUUGUGCAACACCAGACGGUGGACUUCAUUCGAGAACUCACCUCAGAUACUCAACGCGAAUCACACCUUCGGGGUCAUACCUACAUCCCCCCUUCAAAAGCCUUCAUAACUGCAAGUUACGAACACAACCUCGAAGCAUAUGAUACCGACCCAAUCACAAUCGUCCGUUCCUUCGACUCCGACACCCUGGCCUUACAAUGGACCGCUGCAAUACCCCAGGAGAAUUCCAAACUCCACUUUAUUCCACGCCGAAACGCGAUACUCGCAUUGGGACUCACAUGGAACGUCGAAGAGGGCUAUUCCUCUGCGAAAACGAAGGUGGCACUAGCGACUCUGGACGCGGCGUCUGGGUCUAUCCUUUCCAUCAACAUCCUCCAGGACCCUCAGAACCCGUGCGGUAAUCUAUCUGAAGCCAUCGGCGACGCAGAUUUGACGCCGUCAGGUGACCAACUCGUCCUCGUCUUCGGUGAUGGACAGGUCACCGUUCUCAACGUUGACGACUACCUCGAGAACGGCUUUAGCCUCAACAGCAUGCAUUUCUUUACCGCAUCUCUUGCUACGCUCGCUAUUCUUGUGACACCCAUCGUCGCCGGCCCAGAUGCUCUGCGGGCUGUCGAGACAUAUGCUGGUGCUACUAGUGGCAAGUACAUCGUCAAAUUCAAGGAAGGCGUCUCUCCGAAGGCGUGGGCCAAGAGGCUGGGUCUCUCCAACGCUGUCGAUUGGAAUAUUAUCAAUGGUCUUGCGAGCAACCUCGAUACCGAUUCACUCAGCAGUCUCAGAGCCUCUGCAGAUGUUGAACUGAUCUCAGAGGAUGGUAUCAUGCACACCAUGGCCAUUCAAGAGGACGCCCCUUGGGGUCUCUCCCGGCUCAGCUCAUUGACGCCUCCUGCGAUCCAAAAUGCAGACCUCCUUAAUUUCACCUAUAUCUAUGACGCUGCCGCCGGCGAGGGUGUUGAUAUUUACAUUAUUGACACGGGCGUCUAUGUCCACCACGGAGAUUUCGAAGACCGCGCUAGAUGGGGGAUUGCUGUUGGAAGUUACCAGCAAUUUGAUGGCCACGGACACGGAACUCAUGUUGCUGGAUCCGCUGCCGGAAAACAGUUCGGUGUGGCGAAGAAAGCCAACAUUAUCGCUGUCAAAGUGCUCAGUGAUAGUGGCUUCGGCUUCGUCUCUGACGUUGUCUCUGGUAUCGACUGGGUGUUGGGCCAAGUCGAGGCCUCUGGCCGCCCCUCAAUCGCCUCCAUGUCCCUAGGCGGCGAGGGAAUAAGUACGGCACUUGAAAAUGCCGUCGCCUCCCUUACCGCCGCAGGCAUCCACGUCACCGUCGCCGCGGGCAAUUCCAACGUCGACGCGGCCAACACCUCUCCGGCGCGCGCACCCUCUGCCAUCACCGUCGGCUCGUCCACCAUCGCUGAUGAACGUGCCCUGAACUCUAACUACGGCCCGGUCGUGGACGUCUUCGCGCCCGGCUUUGAUGUGAUCAGCUCGUGGACAGGCAGUGUGACGGCCACGAACACCACCUCGGGCACUUCAAUGGCGACAGCGUAUAUUGCGGGCCUGGUUGCGUACCUCAUCAGCAAGGAGGGGAACGCAUUGCCUGCGGAGAUGGAGACGAAGAUCAAGGCAUACGCUCUCAAUGGCAUUCUUUCGGGUAUCCCGACCAACACCAUCAACGCUCUGGCACACAAUGAAGCCCCUGCAACCGACGAGUAA
Molecule: messenger RNA, 1875 nt
Organism: Cyclocybe aegerita
Lineage: Eukaryota; Fungi; Basidiomycota; Agaricomycetes; Agaricales; Hemipholiotaceae
Source: the annotation of a GenBank genome assembly